AUGGCGCCAACACGUCUGCUGCGGGGCCUCAUCGCGCCGCUGCCGCCGUCCGACUGGCUGCCCUGCACCGCCUCCCUCCUGUACCACCAGUGGUGGCUCCCCACGCUCGCGCUCCCACUCCCGCGCUGGCCCUCCUGCUCCGACGGCCUCAAGCUCCUCCUCGCCCUCCUCCUCGUCUCCGCCGCGCUCGCCGAGGUCCGCCUCGUCGCGUCCUCCUCCAUGGCGCCCACCCUCCGCUCCGGCGACCGCGCCGUCGCCGAAAAGGUCACGUACAUGUUCAGGAGGCCGUCUGUGGGCGACAUCGUUUUCUUCAGGGUGCCCACGGCCUUGCAGAACUGUGGCCUGAAUAAAGAUGUUGUUUUUAUUAAGAGGGUGCUUGCAACCCCUGGAGAUUUCAUCGAGGUCCGACAAGGUCAGCUUAUUGUUAACGGUGUUGCACAGAAGGAACAUUACACCGCAACCCACGGCGCAUCAUACACAAUGGAGGCCAUGCGACUCCCUGAAGGCCAUGUAUUCGUCAUGGGUGAUAACCGUAAUAACAGCUGCGAUUCUCGUGCCUGGGGGCCUCUACCUAUCAACAACAUUGUUGGGAGAUACAUGAUGUCCUUUGGAAGAUCCUCUUUCCAAUAGCCAAGCUGAAGAGCUUCGAUGACCUCCAGCAUUGAUGAACCCCUUGAUGUCAUUCGUUAUGGGCUUAUGGCGAUAUCAAGCUAUGUUGGGCCUCGAGCCCUUUAUCUGUACAUCAUCUUUCCAGUAGCCAAGCUGAAGAUGUUUGAUGACCUCCAGCAUUGAUGAUUCCCUCAAUGUCAUUCGAUAGAUGGUGAUGUUGGGCUACGCCGGGGCCUCGAGCCUUUCAGUGUGAUGUGAGUGUUGUAUGUAUACCGACUUAAUCCUGGGGAGAAGUAAUAAUGACUUUGUAGCCAUCGUCACUCACCCUGGCAUGUCUAGGUGUUGAGCCUAUUUGUUGGUAGAACCUAAAAAAUGAACCUAAAGGUUACAUCUUAUGGUAACCUUAGCUGUCGCUUGUCGGUAAUGCUUGUUAUGUUUUGCA
Molecule: messenger RNA, 1051 nt
Organism: Lolium rigidum
Lineage: Eukaryota; Viridiplantae; Streptophyta; Magnoliopsida; Poales; Poaceae
Product: thylakoidal processing peptidase 1, chloroplastic-like
Exons: 6
Coding region: 1-630 (209 amino acids)
Biological process (GO): thylakoid membrane organization
Cellular component (GO): chloroplast thylakoid membrane
Molecular function (GO): serine-type endopeptidase activity
Source: RefSeq, a predicted model, not a curated record